AUGGCUGAGCCAAAAGGCCGACCAGUUGGCGGCACAGAGACCAGCUGCUAUCGCGCCGUGCCUGGCGGCACCGGCAUCACGGUGCUAGCCCUUCAUGCCUCGAAACCCCCGGAUGUGCUCAAUCUCCAAACUGCCCUCCUUAAAGUCCAAAACUCUCACCCCAUCCUCAACUCAAGGCUCCAUAAAAACCCCAAAACAAACACACUCUACUUUGUCCCAUCCCUCACUCCCUAUGUCCAAAUCAAAUCGUUCAGCCUCUCAUCAACUUUGGAAAUCCUUGAAACCCUCUACAGCCCAAUUAGCAACCCCUCAGUCUCUACUUUUCACCUGAUCCUUGAGCAUGAGCUGAACCAAAACCCUUGGCAGCUGAAGAACACUACAUGCACAAUUGACCAAGACAUGUUCUUCGCAAGCAUCUAUGCUCUGCCAAGAGCCACGUGGGUCAUGGCGCUGAGGCUUCAUGUCUCAGCGUGUGACCGUACCACGUCAGUGUCUUUGCUAAGAGAGGUGGUGGGGUUGAUGGGUGGUGGAGACGAAGGGGGAGAGGUGAAUAUGGAAAUUGGGAACAGAGGGGAGGUCAAUUUGGGAAUUGAGGAUCUUAUUCCUCGUGGGAAGGGUAAGAAGGCUAUGUGGGUACGUGGAAUGGACAUGCUUAGUUACUCUGUUAAUUCCCCGAGGCUGACUAAUUUGAAAUUCACCGACACCAAAUCGGCUAGGGUUUCUCGGGUGGUGAGGCUACAGAUGAAUGAAGAUGACACUCGGAGGGUUCUCAAUGGAUGCAAGACAAGAGGGAUUAAAUUAUGUGCAGCAUUGGUGGCUACUGGUUUGAUGGUUGUGGAUAAGUAUCGUCUGGAAAAUCAGAAGAAGUACGGUGUAGUGACACUCACUGAUUGUCGAUCCAAACUCCAUCCAGCUCUUUCACAUAAACAUUUUGCCAACCUAUGGGAGCUGGCCAACAAAACCUACAAGGCCUUUGCAAGCUCUAAGAGCAACAACAAGCACUUCUCAAACAUGGCUGACCUUAACUUCCUGAUGUGCAAGGCCAUCGACAACCCUACCUUGACCUCGUCGUCUCUCUUAAGAACAUCGUUCAUGUCAGUGUUUGAGGACCCAGUGAUUGAUGAUUCAAACGACAAGCAGAGAGAGCUGGGGCUGGAGGAAUACAUGGGGUGUGCUUCAGUGCAUGGCAUUGGCCCUUCCAUUGCAAUCUUCGACACGAUUAGAGAUGGACGGCUAGAUUGUGUUUGUGUGUACCCAGCACCAUUGCACUGGAGAUAG
Messenger RNA from Prunus armeniaca (apricot), 1278 nucleotides. The record is from the annotation of a GenBank genome assembly. Lineage: Eukaryota; Viridiplantae; Streptophyta; Magnoliopsida; Rosales; Rosaceae.